AUGGCUACGCAGCAUGAGCGGCAGCGGCAGCAACCGCUGCACAUCCUCUUCUUCCCUUUCUUCGCGCCCGGGCACCUCCUUCCGGCCGCCGACGUGGCCGCCGUUUUCGCCGCCCGCGGCGCGAGGUGCACCAUCCUCACCACGCCCGUCAACGCCGGCAUCAUCCGCCCGGCCGUCGACCGUGCCAACGACGGCGGCUCCGGAACAGUCGAUAUCGCCCUGAUGCCGUUCCCCGACGUGGGGCUCCCGCCGGGCGUCGAGAACUACAUGGCCCUUACCACGCUCCAGGUAGACUGCCGCGCCAAGUUCAUGCGAGCCGUGCAGCUGGUCCGCGAGCCAUUCAGCCGGUUCCUGGCCAACAACCGCCCCGUCGACGUCGUCGUGUCCGACAGCUUCUUCAGCUGGUCCGCGGACGCCGCCGCGGAGCACGGCGUUCCGCGGCUCGUGUUCACCGGUACCAGUGUGUUCGCGCGGUCCUGCAACGAGAGCAUGCUGCGCAGCAACCCGUUCGAGACGACGACGGCAAAUGAGGGCGAUCCUGAAACUCUCGUUUCGCUGCCCGGGCUGCCGCACCGCGUCGAGCUGCGCCGGAGCCAGGUGAUGGACCCCGGGAAGCAGCCGGGGGCGUGGGCGUUCUACCAGAGCAACAACGCCGCCGACCAGAGGAGCUUCGGCGAGGACAUGGCUGGGAGCGGCGCCAACAUCAACGCCGACGUUGACAAGGACUGCUGUCUGCGGUGGCUAGACACGAAGCCGGCCGGCUCAGUGGUGUACGUCUCCUUCGGCACGGCAACACGUUUCUCGCCGGCGGAGCUGCGCGAGAUAUCCCGCGGCCUCGACCUCUCCGGCAACAACUUCGUGUGGGCUAUCAGUGCCGGCGAAAGCACCGAGUGGAUGCCUGAAGGCUUUGCCGAGCUGACGGCAAACGUCGGCGACAGCCGCGGCUUCAUCAUCCGGGGCUGGGCGCCGCAGACGCUCAUCCUGAACCACCCCGCCCUCGGCGGGUUCAUGACGCACUGCGGCUGGAACUCUGUGUUGGAGGCCGUGAGCGCCGGCGUGCCGAUGGUGACAUGGCCACGGUACGCCGACCAGUUCUACAACGAGAAGCUCGUCGUGGAGGUGCUCAAGGUUGGCGUCAGCGUCGGCGCUAGGGACUACUACGCCUCGGCCAUGGAGAACCAUGAGGUGAUCGGCGGCGAGGUGAUCGCUGAAUCCAUCAUGGCACUCAUGGGAAACAACGAGCAGGGCGACGCUAUACAGAAGAAGACUCGGGAGCUCGGUGGAUGGCUAGGAGCGCGGUCCAGAAGGGCGGGUCUUCAUACAGCGUUGUCGGACGGCUGA
Molecule: messenger RNA, 1341 nt
Organism: Lolium rigidum
Lineage: Eukaryota; Viridiplantae; Streptophyta; Magnoliopsida; Poales; Poaceae
Product: UDP-glucose flavonoid 3-O-glucosyltransferase 7-like
Exons: 2
Coding region: 1-1341 (446 amino acids)
Molecular function (GO): UDP-glycosyltransferase activity
Source: RefSeq, a predicted model, not a curated record